Molecule: messenger RNA, 2193 nt
Organism: Schistosoma guineensis
Lineage: Eukaryota; Metazoa; Platyhelminthes; Trematoda; Strigeidida; Schistosomatidae
Source: the annotation of a GenBank genome assembly
AUGGUUGAAUCAAAAAGAUAUUCAUCUUCAUCUACAGAUACUGCUAGUGUUAGUGAUUCACCGGAACCAAAUACUCCAGCGAAUAAAUCACCUAACAAUUCUAAGCUGAACGUUUCUGCAGAAAAUCAUCGUCCACGUUAUUAUUCAUUUAAUCAACAACAAAAUAAUCCUGAACAAAAUCUUAACAACAAUGAAUUAAAACAUUAUCCAAUUGAAUCAGAUCAAAAUGCUUUGAAUUUAAAUUCUAUAAUUAUAAAUAAGAAAUCUCAUUUAUCAUCUGUUCAUGAUAUAUCAACUAUAAAACCGAUAGAAAAUAAUAGUAAUAAACAUAUUACUGAAAUGAAACAAAAUAACAUUAAUUCAAUGAAUGAUUAUCAUGGAUUAUCAUCAUUGGAUAAAGAUAUACAUCUUCACACUGAUCAUAACAAUAGUAAUAAUAAUAAUAAUAAUAUUAAUAAUAAUGAUAAAUUAAAAUUAAAUAAUUAUACUAUAGGAUCUAUCACACAAAUACAUUAUGAUGGUUGUGAAACAAUGGUGAAUGAUCCACCAAAACGUGAAGCCAAACAAAACAGUAUUAUAACAAUUUUUACAAUAUGGAAUACAAUAAUGGGUACAUCGAUUUUGGUAAUGCCAUGGGCUAUACAACAAGCUGGUUUCGCUUUGGGUAUAUUUUUAAUUAUAUUUGUCGCAUUCAUUGCUUGGUAUUGUGCUUAUCUUGUAUUGAAGGCAACAGAAGAUUUGAAAAUUAUACAAAAUACUCGUUCAUCUGCUGACAUUGAGUUUACAGACGUAUGUCAAUAUCAUUUAGGAAAACCUGGUUACAUUUUGGCAAUCUCAUUUUCUAUGUUAGCUCUUUUUGGUGCAAUUAUAGUCUAUUAUGUUUUAAUGUGUAAUUUCCUAUAUUACACUGGGGAUUUUAUUUACAAUAAAAUAAACAAUGUGAAUAAUUCACAUUUAGAUCAAACAUUUACAUUAUGGAAUAAAACGUAUACAGGUGCUACAUGUUCCAACUUACCAUUUGUUCCAAAUAAAGAUCAUGAAAAUAUUACAACACCUUCUUUGAAUUAUAAUCAUGAAGCAUUUAACAAUUCAUUGAACACUGACCAUAUUUCUACUUAUAAUCGUUUAUGGUCAAAAACUCGUACUGUUCCAGCAUGGCUUUUAAUCAUUGUUGUUCCAUUGAUUUCUAUUAAAUCACCUACAUUUUUAAGUAAAUUCAAUGCACUUGGUACUAUUUGUGUAUUCUAUCUGGUCAUAUUGGUUUGUUUGAAAGCUGGUCAAUGGGGAAUAAAUAUGGAUUUUUCAUCUAACCAUCCUUAUAGAAUUGUACCUCAAGCACAAACUACAUUCAUUAGUUUAACUGGUAUAUGUUCACUGGCAUUUUUCUGUCACAACACUUUACAUACAUUGACACGUAAUCAAAAACGACCGGAGAAUAAUACUCGAGAUGUGGCUAUUGCAUUUCUUCUAGUAGCAGCGACUUAUUUGUCUAUCGGUUUAAUAUUCUAUUGCACUUUUCCAUUAGCAAAAUCAUGUAUUGAAGAUAAUCUUCUAAACAAUCUAGUAACAGAUAUACCAGUAUUCAUUGGUCGUUUCUUUUCACUUUUACAAAUGUUCACUGUAUUUCCAAUGAUUCUUUAUGUUUUACGUGUACAAAUUAUGACUGCUAUAUUCAAGAAACCAUAUCCAGGAUUUAUUCAUGUUACUGUAUUACAUGUGUUUAUUCUUGGACUAUCAUUAACGUUUUCAAUGUUAAUGCCGAGUAUUGGUACCAUAAUUCGAUUUAGUGGUUCAUUAUGUGGUCUAGUAUAUAUGUUUACACUUCCACCAUUAAUUUAUCUACUUAAUAAACGUACAUUAACUCAUUUACAAAAUGAUGGUCAUAUUAAAAUAUCUGAAAUUCAUUCAGAGAAAUUAUUAAAUGGUAAUUAUCAUUUAAAUGGUAUAAAUUCAAUGAAAAAUUUUAAAGAUGAUCAUUUACCAUUUCAUGAAUUACAAAUUGAUAAUCAUAGUGAUACAAUAUCAAUAAUAAAAAUUAAAUUAUUAUCAGAACAUGAUACAAUUAAAUAUUGGUUUAUUGUUACUAUUCAUGUAUUCAUUAUGUUAUUAGGUUUAUUAAAUUUUAUUGGACAAUUUACUGUAUUUUUUAUUGGAUCUAAUAAGAAACAAAUUGUAUCAUCAACAAAUAGUUAA